UCGAUUUUGUAGUAGUUUGUCUACUUGGGUUUCGACUUCUCGAGGUGUAGCUCACUACCUAACCCAUCGUUCGAGAGAAAUGUUCCGCGAGCCAUUUUGGAGGGCGACGCGUGAAUUCGCCGAUGUUUCUCGAGGAUCGUGUCGACCCGACGCGCCGGUAAAACGUGAAAAAUCACCGCGCAAUCUCGGUUACCGUCGCGCACAGGCACGCCGGGCUCCACCGCCGGAUGAUGGAUGCUCGGCUAACAGUUUCCGCUGGAAAGUCGGCUCGCGCGUUGCGGGACGGGGAGUUGUUCCCCUGGAAAUUCGAGAAUAUGGGGAACACUGAACGUAGCUUUGAAAGUGAGAGUUUCUUUAGGGGAAAAUGAUACAGCGAGAUUCUUGACCCUUUGCGGACGAAUGACACUUCGGAGAGACGGAGUGCUCGUGUUUGGAAGACUGAGUCGCAGAGAAAUGGUUUAAUUAGUUUGACAGUAAGGGAUCAGUUUCCUUUUUUCCUAUUAAUUAAGUAAUUGAUAUUUCGUUGAACUUCGUUUGUUGAAGACCUUGUAUAUUUCGAAGCGUCUUCGUCCGCGAAGGGUUAAUCGCGUCAUUAGGGGUUAUCAUUUGAUAACUUAGCUGUGAUCUUGCAAGAAAUCGAAGUUGUUGAAAAGUCCUUGUCUAUUGUUCACAUCUGACGUCCAGUCACCAGCAUUUUUAACUCUCUAGCCCGUCAGUUAGCAUGCGUUAUUAAGGCCAAAGCGUUUCUCGCUUUUUACCUGCCACGGUCGACGAUUGCAAACGGGACGAAUUAGUUAUUAACAUUAGCAACUCGGGAGACCCAAGAAGGGAGGCGACUGUGUCUCCCUUCCGCAACCGUCUAGAUCUAAAAGGGCCAACCGGAACGUCUUCACCCCCGCGAAGACGACAUUGCGCAGGUGUCGUCGAGGACGAUUCUGGGAGGCCCAGUCGGUUGGAUACACAUAGUCAGAAACACAAGUUAGAAACAAGUUAGACAAGCAUCAACUCAAAUAGUACAUAGCACAGAGUACGGAGUAGGAAGCAAGGAUUACAAAGUAUCGAGUAGCAAUUUCGAUCGAGCGCAUAGCACUAGAGUCGAAGUCCACUUCACCUCCUACUUAUUUCUAAGUUUCGUUCCCGAUCUUAUCGGGUGGUCCUUCGAGACAUGCAAGUUUAUUAGUCUCGACCACCAUUACGGUAACCACGAGUAGCUAACAAUUAAGGUUUCGAAAGGCGACGGGUCAUCUCUUCGCGCGACACGCGAUAUCCGCGGCAAGGACCGGCGCGGUGAAAGUGCGGCUUUUAAGCGCGGGGACACGCGAUAUCGCUUUCGGAAAGCGGAUACUUGUGCGAGUCGGUCCAGGACCACGCCGGGGACACGUCCUGGCUUGAUUUACAGCGCCGGCUCAAUGACGGGCACGCGAUCAAGACCACGCCGCCCGUUCAGAAUGUAGCCCGUCGCCCGGCGCGGCGACGUGACUCGCACGCCGAGCGCGCGAGGAACUACCCUUAUCGCUCGGACUUUUUAGCGUGGCGACUGCAGGCUCCGGCUUAUCUUCCGUGUAAGCUCGAUCACGAGAUCUCCAUCUCUGGAGCGUGAGAUAGAUGUUUGCGGGGUUAAUUCUGGAUAAUUAACCCAUUGCAUUCGGAAGUAUUUCGUUGGAAAUAUUUGACAUUUUCUAACUAGACACGGACGAUAUUUUUUUAACUUAACUGAAAGAGAAAUCGCGAGUGAAUUGAGAAACAAAGCUUUUUUAUCCCAAUAUUUCAAUGCAUUAUAUUGUUACAAUUUUGAUAGAGAAUUUUAUAUUUUUAUAUUUUUUACAUAUCAGUCGUAUUAAAUGCUCGGUAGCUUCAGUGUUAAUUGAGUGAACUAUAGGAAUUCAAUUUAGGCGGAUGUCACAUUCAACGUGCCAAACGUCUAACAAAUGCAGCAUAAAAUAAUAAAACCACGUUCUCUAACAUCUCACACGUCUCUGAACACUGAAACAAUAUUCCCCGCGGAGCGAAUGAUUUACAAAGGGCCCUUCGUUGCUUAAGGGAUCCAGCGAUCCGAAACAAGGCUAAUUAUUUCGGCGACUGUUCACUGCAGCCCGCGUCCACCUCUUCACGGUGCACUCGGACUAAUCGUUGAGCGCGAGAAUGGCGACCGGAAUAAAUCGCUGCUCGCGAAUGGACCGGAAGUUAGGGAAACUUGAGGGGAAAGCGGGAUAAUGAAUGGAACGCGUUGGAAGGAAGGGCGACGCGGCUGUCAAAAGGACAACGGGCAGGGGCGGGGGGAAAUAAAGAAAUUGCGACAAAAUAGAGUUAGUGGAAGAGGAAAAUUCAACAGGGUUGAAAGCAAAGUUCCCCGGUGGAUGGAAACGAGGGACGAUAUUCUCGAACGAGAAAAUAUCGCCGAUAAGUUUCCGGUUGUCUCUGGUACGUAAGACAGUUGGAUUGUUUUUUGAACGUUUCAAGUUGGGUUGACGAAAUCUUUCGUCUUAACACGUUCCGCGCCAUGUGUACGAGUAUACUCGUCAUGGUAAAAAGUAGUGACCAUUGGAUUUUCACAGAAAUUACAAUUUAAAUAACCAAUAAAUAAAAAUUCUAAAGCUGUCUUCUGACACUUUCGCUAGAAAUAACGUUAAGCUCGACUUCGAGCUGCCAGUAUGAAACGAACCCGCCCAGACACAUUAUCAUGCGAAGUACAACGGGGAAAUUAGGUGCUCGAAAUCACUAUUCCACGGAAACCAGAUUUAUUAACGACAGAACCACCGCAAGCAGUCGACUCGACUUUUUCAACACUCCCUAUAGAAGCUCGAGCGGCGCAUCCAUUGAAAUCUCAAUUGAUUCGCAAUUCAGUUCGCGCGUUACAGCUUCAAAUACCGAGCACAAUGGAAAUUUGCACCGUGCGCCAAGUUUCCACAUCAGUGUCACGAAUUCCAUUCCCGAAAUUCCCGAUUCGAUCGCUAAAUAAAAUUCUAUUCGCGAAGAAAGGAACGGAGCCGAUCCGCGAUCUCCCUUUCGUACGCCAGCCGAACAAAACCGUAUUCACAGUGAACGAGAAUAAACGAAGCACGUUCGUGAGCCCAGAACACCGUAUCUAUUCACAAACACGAGUCUUCGGCUUGCUUCUCUUAUCUUUGCGUCGAUUGCAAUUUCCUCCGAUUCCUCGGCCAGUAGACGACCGUGUCAAAGGUCGUAGCAAUUUCCUGGAACAGAUACGAGCGUUCCGCAUAAAACCUCCACGUGUCUCCGCAUUCCCACAGUCAUCGAACCGGACGAUGACAACUUCGGAAUGUUUCUACCAUCGCUGAUCAUCCUUGCAAUCGCUGGUGUUGCUCGUAGUACCUCGUCCCAGGACGAACCGCCAGUCUGCAGCCAAUGGGACAGUUACACCGUCUGCCGGAGCGACGGCGUGCUCGUCGAGGUGACGGAGAACUACUGCGAGCCGCAGGACUACCUGGACAUAGAGGAUCAGCAGCUCAGGGCGAUCGAGGCGGACGCGUUCAAGGACCUGAGGACUCUGCGGCUCAGCUUCAGUCUGGGCAACAGAAUUUCCGACGCGAAGAGGGAGUCCUUCAGAGGACUGACCAGGCUGAAGGAGCUGGACCUGAACUACAACAGGGUGCAACUGUCGGCGCACCUGUUCGCCGAAAUGGGGAACCUGAAUCGCUUGAACCUGAUGUCCAACAGGAUCGCGCACGUGCCCAAGGACGCCUUCGCCGGUCUGAGGAACCUAACUUGGCUGGAUCUCAAGGGGAACUAUCUCAGAUCCAUCGGCAAGGACGCGUUCUCGGGACUGACCUCUUUGCGUUACCUCUGGCUGAACAGGAACAAGAUCGCUGGGAUCGAACCUGGCAGCUUCGAGGACAUGCGUGCGCUGAAUAUGCUGUCUCUGUCGGAUAAUCGACUGGUCUUCAUAGAAAACGGAGCUUUUAGAGGACUCGGCGAGCUGGUGUGGCUGUUCCUGCGUAGGAACGAGCUGAUCACCGUUUCGAGGGAGGAUUUCGUGGACCUGGUUGAUCUGAAGUAUCUGAUGUUGAAGGACAAUCGGAUUUCUGCCGUCGAGUCCGGCGCGUUCGCGCACCUGGCGAGGCUGAGGUCCUUGGAGCUCAGUCGGAAUGAGUUGGCCUCCGUGGACUCGGGAAUGUUUCUUGGAUUGAGCGAACUGACGGUGCUGGAUCUGUCGAAUAAUGCGAUCACCGAGGUGGAUCCUGUCGCCUUGAGCGGUUUGGAGGCUCUUAAGGAUUUGUACUUUGUGAAUAAUAGUGUGAGUUAUCUGGACGGCUUGAAGAACACCACUAGGCUGCAUAUGCAAGUCAGGUCGGAUAAUCUGGGGUUGAUUAGGACUCGAAGGGAUGGAAUGGUUGAUGUAUAGUGAAUUUUUGUUGGUAAUGCGGUUUUGGAUGUUAUGGAUUUGUAAUGUAUGAAUUGAAGUUCUAUGAUUUGUGAAUUAAAGAGGUCAGAUUGAAAUUGUGGGUGGUGACAUUGGAAAUCCUGAAUGAGAGUUCCUUGAUUUUUAUAUGGAAAGUUAAUUAGCGAGUUUGGGAAUCCUAGAUAGAGGAUUUUCUAGUUUUCAAAUGAGAAAUGGUAUAAUUGGUAAGAUUGGAAAUACUAAAUAAGAGUUUCCUGGUUUUCGAAUGAAAAAUGAUCCAAUUAGCAAGCUUGGAAGUCCUAGAUAGAAAAUCCCCAAAUUUCCAUAUAGAGAAUCAUCCAAUUAGCAAGCUUGGAAAUCCCAAAUAAAAGUUUCCUGGUUUUGAAAUGAAAAAUGAUCCAACUAGGAAGCUUGGAAAUCCCAAAUAAAAGAGUUUUCUGGUUUUCAAAUGAAAAAUGAUCCAAUUAGGAAGCUUGGAAAUCCACAAAUAGAAAAUCUCCAAAUUUCCACAUAGAGGAUCAUCCAAUUAGCAAGCUUGGAAAUGCUAAAUAGAAAAAUCCCCAUAUUUCCACAUAGAGAAUCAUCCAAUUAACAAGCUCUCAAAUCCCAAACACAAAAUCCUAAUUUCAAACGCAAAAUCACCCAAUUAACAAGCUUUCAAAUCCCAAACAGAAGAUUCCGAGAUCACCAAACGGAAAAUGCCUCAAUUAGCAAGCUCGCGAAUGCCAAACAGAAAAUCCCCUAAUUCGAAAAUUGAAUGUUUCUGAUAUAAUUCGCGAGAGCGUCGUUCCUCACAUAAAAACAACGCCACUUUGUCACGCGUGUCCCGCCGAUCUCCGCUCCGCAAACAUCUCUCUCUCUCUUUAUUUUAUUUAAAUUCGAAAAGCGAGAGUCAUUCGAACGAAUUUUUAUU
Molecule: messenger RNA, 5273 nt
Organism: Nomia melanderi (Alkali bee)
Lineage: Eukaryota; Metazoa; Arthropoda; Insecta; Hymenoptera; Halictidae
Source: RefSeq, a predicted model, not a curated record